Molecule: messenger RNA, 1695 nt
Organism: Clunio marinus
Lineage: Eukaryota; Metazoa; Arthropoda; Insecta; Diptera; Chironomidae
Source: the annotation of a GenBank genome assembly
CUUCGGAACAGACAACUUCGAAUGUCUAAUUGUGACUAAAAAAGUCACAUUUUUUCAAUGGGUGCCAGAAAAAGUGAACGUUUAGUAGAAAAAGAUGAGAACAAGAAAAGUGGAUAUUUUCAAAGCUUUUUAUUUCUUGUCAUCAGUGUCCUGUGUGCAAUUAUUGCAUGGAUGGUCAUCAGAUAUGACAUAAAAGCAUCAUAUUUAUUUCAAACCUCUCAUUUGCAACCAAAAGUGCCACGACUUUGGAGAAUUUCGAUUAAUGAUUGGAAUCCAGAACGUAAUCUUGGAACGCUUGAACGUAUUUGGAAUCGUUUUGGAUAUGAUUAUGUGAAUGGGACUAAUGGCGACGAUUGGGAUAUUUGUUGGAGUCAUGAACUUCCUUAUGGCCCUGGUGUGAUGAGUAAAUCUCCACAGUAUGACGCCAUUCUCAAAACUCCUUUAAAACCUCAUCAACGUGUCAAUCAUUUCCCUGGAAUUAAUCAUCUCACUUCAAAAAGCUUUCUUGCCAGCAUGAAUCGUGAUUCUAAAUACAUUUUGCCAGGUUUUUACUUCCCAAAAGACAUCGAAAGUUUUAAAAAAUACGUCAAAGAAAAUCCUAAAACGAAAUUUGUUGAGAAAAAGAAAUCAAAUCGUGGAAUCAAAUUAGUUAACGUGAAAGAUGUCAAAUUUAACGAUAAAGACGUUUACUAUCAGAAGUUUUUGGAGAAACCAUAUUUGGUAGAAGAUCGUGCAAUGGAUUUCGGAAUUUUCGUUUUCAUUGCUUCAAUUGAUCCAUUGAGAAUUUAUCGAUUUACUGGCGACAUUUGGUUGAGAUUUUGUCGAGAUCCUUAUUACCCGUUUAAUGCUAGUAAUGUUUAUUCCUAUGCAAUUUCUGACACGCGUCGACUUUUAUAUGAAAUGCCUGAACUGAAUUCUUAUCAUGAGAAGUUUGGAUACUCAUACCAUCUCACAUUGAUGAAUUAUAUGGAGAAGAGAGGUGUGAACAUCACUGACAUGUGGCGUAAACUUGACGACUUGCUUGUUGAAUCAAUUAUGAGAAGUGAAGCAGGAAUGAUGAGAGAAACUUACAAAUUGUUCAACUCAUCACAUCACUUCUUUGAUUUGGUUCGUUAUGACAUUUUAAUAAAUGAAACUAUGGAUCCGCAUAUUGCUGAAGUUAACAUGUCACCGUCGGUUUCACCAUUCACGCCGAUUAUGAAGAAAUAUCUUCGAACAUGGGAACAACUUGUGUUCAAUACUUUGAAGUUGCUUGGAGCUGGAAGCAGUUUUGACUUGCAAUCUCAGUACGAUCCACUUGCAUAUGAAAUGGUCGUCGCCAAGAAAAAUAUCGCAGUUGAUCCGAAAACAUGUGCUGACAAUAAUUGUGAUUCGAACUGCAAUUUGAAGGUUUGUGAAUUGUGCACACCGUGUUUGAGUCAAGAUAAUUACGAUGAAUUGCGUCGAGCUUUCAUUGAACAUCUUAGAAAAGGCGAUUAUAAAAGAAUUUUCCCUUCGGAUGUUUACUACAACGACGAGUAUUUGAAUAAAAUGACUCCUCGCAAUCAACUAUCAAUGAAAUGGUUCCAUGAAAAAUGCAAAGCUUAUCCAGAAUGGUGUUAAAAAAUUAAUAAAUAAUCAAGAAGUUAAAUCAUUUAAUUGUGUUCUGUAAAACGCAAAAGAUGACAAUAAAAUUUAUAAAACAAGAAAAUAAAA